ACUAAAACAAAAGGGAGAUGCACGGUAUAACAGAAAAGUGUAGAAGAUAGAUAAAUACUACAAGUCCUUUUCAUGGAGGAAGAAGAAGUUGAACGAGCUACGUCCAUUUUUCCAAGCUGUUUGUUAGAUCACCAAGAGACAUUUUCAUGGGUGACUAUUCCUCACCACCUGGACCAGAAUUUGAUGUGUAUUUCAGUUUCAGUAGAGAAGAUCCUCAGAAAUAUAUAACAGAGUUUACAAAUAAGUCUUUAAUCAUUGGUGGAAUCCGUACAUUCAGGGAUGAAAACCAGGUUCUCCAAAGAGGACUUCAACUUGAGAAACAGAGAAGAGAAGCUAUCCAAACUUCAAGGAUUGCCAUUCUUCUGCUGUCCCAAGAGUAUCUCUCUUCUGAUUUUUGCCUUGAAGAACUUGUUUUGAUCCUGAGGUGUAGGGAAAGAUGGGGAAUGAUUGUUGUGCCUAUUUUCUAUGAUUUGAACCCUUCUGACCUCAGGAAACUAAGAGGGCCUGUUUCCACUGCUUUGAGUAGACAAACGGUUGGAGGCUGCUGGUGGAAAAGGUGGAAGUUCGCCCUUCAAGAGGCAUCUGAUUUGUGCGGUUGGGAUCACACCACAUAUAUUGAUAUUUUUAAGAGUGAAUCCAAGUUUGUUGGGGACAUUACACAAGAUAUCAGGGAUAAAAGAAUUCCUUCAAAUUUGAAGAUCUCUAUAUACCCAAUUAGAUAUGACGCCUGUUAUGAGUAUCUUAAUCUAUUCUUGCAAAUGGGGUCAAAUGAAGUUCUGGUUGUGGGGAUUGGAGGCCAAAACAAAAUGGGAAAGACAAUUAUAGCUAAAUCAGUUUAUGAUGGAAUUUUUGAGGCCUUUGAUGGCUGCAGCUUUCUCCGCGGCGUGGGACAGAAAUCAAGAAAACCAAAUGGUCUAGUUCACUUGCAAGAAAAACUUCUUUCUGAUCUUCUGUUGGGAGAGAGGAUAAACAUAACUAGUGUAACAAAAGGUGUUAAUGUCCUAAAGGAAAGACUCAGUUGCAAGAAGGUUCUAAUUGUUCUUGAUGAUGUCGAUAAUUUAGACCAAUUAUACGCACUAGUUGGAAGCCGAAAAUGGUUUGGUUUGGGAAGCAAAAUCAUCAUAACAACAAAAAUAUUGUCACUGCUUUAUUUCUAUAAAGUGGACCAAGUAUUUGAGGCUCAAGGCCUUCCUCUACCAGUUUAUAUCCAAGAAAUUUUAGAACCUUAUCAACAAAGUUGUCACCGGAUUGCAGGACUAAAAGGGUAUAUUCAGAGCUUGUGUUACAUGACCAAUGACAGGGUAAAAUUGCUCGAAGAUCAGUUGCGUAGAGAGUGUAAUACAAAUGCGAUUCAGGCACAAAAGGUAUGUGAAUUGAAUCUGGCCCAAGAAGCGAAAGUUGGAUAUUCUGAUGAGCUUGUGAGCACCAUGAAAUGAAUGCCGGCAGUUCAAAGUGGUUGUGUGGUGAUUUGGAUCAAUGAAACAACACCAUUUGAGGAUUCUGUUUGAAGUUUGAACCACAACAUAUGAUACAAGACUGUCUAAACUGUGAUAGAAUUUUAAAAUAUGGUUAAAUUAGGAGAGGACGGGGUGCAGGAUUGUUAUUUUUUUUUUUUUUUUUGGCAUUAGGUGAUGUGGAUUCGAACUAUGUAUAAGGUAUAUUACCAUUAGUGUGUUUGGUAUGAUGUUUGA
Messenger RNA from Humulus lupulus (European hop), 1691 nucleotides. RefSeq names its product disease resistance protein RPV1-like. Lineage: Eukaryota; Viridiplantae; Streptophyta; Magnoliopsida; Rosales; Cannabaceae. The transcript has 5 exons. The record is from RefSeq and is a predicted model, not a curated record. Gene Ontology annotation, molecular function: ADP binding. Gene Ontology annotation, biological process: signal transduction; defense response. The coding region runs from base 147 to 1436 and encodes 429 amino acids.